ACCCAGAAAAAAGUGAAACCAUUAUGCUCCUGCCUUAGAAAGUCUGCUCGUGCAGAAACUCUGACACCACAGGUAACCACCUUCUCCCUUCUAGGGAGCCUGUUCAAAGCCCCAGGACUGGACGCUGCCACGGGCCAGGGGCCCCACAGGCCUGGGACUGACCCAGCUGUCUCACCCCUCCUCUCUCCUGGAACCUUCCAGGUCCAGGUGUAAACCCCCACUCCCCCACCCCACUUGCUUUGGGACCGAGGCGUCUCGGCCCACCCCAGCUCCUUCUCUCCCUGCCGGGCUGGUGCUCCAGAGCUGCCUCUGCCUUUCCAGGGAGAUGGGCUCUGGGCCCCCAUAGCAGCUUUCCUGCAACUUCCUGCGUCCUCAUGAGGAGCUUCUGAUUCAGCCUAUCUGGGGCCGGUCCUGGGAAGCUGCAUUUCUGACAAGUUCCCAGUGGUUUGAUGCCACUGACCACUCCUCCAGGGAAAGCCGGGGAGAUAAAGAUUUUAGGCCAAAGGAAGGCCUUUCCUGAAGGAUCGUGGGAUGAGAAGAUAUCAUCACGGGGCCAAACAAAGCCGCCAGCAUGGCCGUCUCCCCCGGCACAGCGACAGCUCCAGCAGAGUUGUCUUACAGAGUCACCAGGGCAGCACCCCAGGAAACUCCCCCAACUCAAGUGACAGCCCGGCUCCUCCCGUCCUGACGGCCGAUGGCGAGCGUUCUGGGCGGGGGCGUGGGGGCUCGUGGCCAAGCCCCCGGGGUCCUCCUGCUGGGGGCCACUCAGCGCGGGGUCAGCACUUCAUCACCCAGGCAGCCGAGGAGCACGAGCACAGAGGACUUACUGUUCUUGACGAUGCAGCUGAGCUCCUGUGGGGGGAAGAUGCGGGCGGUCACCGUCGGCAAAGAGCUUCCGCACGUGGGCCGGGCUCCGGCGUCCCCAGGGUCACCCCCUCCCUCUCGCCUUUGGGGGCCCCACUUGGAGGGACCACACCCUCCUCAUGCUUUCUGCCGACCGAGGGGAAGCGGGUGAGAAGUGGGCACAGCACAGGCAGAGUGGGACUGGAGGAGAUGCUGGGAGUCAGGGACUGUCUACCUCCAGACACUGAGGUUUCCCCUGGGCACCCCAGAAACACCCCCAAAUCUCUUGAGGCUUCUGGGCAACAAGACGGGGACAAAACCUGCCACUCCCCCCCACCCCCCGGGUCACAGGAUCAGUCACAGAAAACUCACCCCGUGGGCACAGACUUUACAGAUAACAUCUCACCCGCGAUUAUGGACUCCCUUGGGGCUGCCUCACACUCCGGCAGUCCCCCUGGCUCUCUGACCCCCGGGGGAGAUCUGGGCCGCGUUCAGAAGUCCCCAUUACAAGCACAGGGACACCUUCGGCCAGGGAACUCUACGCUGGAGAACAGCGCCCCCCCGGGGCAGGUCGCCUCCUCACCACUUACCAGCCACGGGACACCAGGCGACACACCCGACCCCGCCCAGCCUGGACGUCUGCAGGUGCAGAGUCACAGCCCUGACGCCAGCCCCAGAGCACCGCUGGGAAUCAACCGACAGAGACACGAGCAGAGACCCCAGCCACGGAGCCUCGCGUUCGCGUCCAGCGCAGCCGUACCACCCGUAUCCCGAGCAAUGGAACGUGUGUUAGUGACGCACCCGAGCGAGCUGCUGCCCUGUCAGACAGGCAGCCCGCCAGAAGCCCAGGAAGAGGACCAGGAGUCCCGCAGGCCCCGGGGCAUGGGGGGCCAGCUCACUGCCGGGACGGAGACGGCCUCGCCCAGUGUCUGACACGGAGGCUGCUCUGUAACCCCCGGCUGCCCGCUUUGCGGCUGGGGUGCAGGGAGCACCUCGUGAAGGGAGUGCUCGUCGUAGGGGGGCCCCCGCACACUCAGGUUUGGCGGGGAGCAAGGCGACAACUCGGGGGCACAGGGACCAAGCACCUCCCGUGGGGCCAAGUCAAGGCGGCCAGAGUGACGGUUCCGAGGACGGCAGAGGGGCUCAGCGUGUGUGCAGACAGCGCCCCACGGAGCAGGAGGCAGAGGAGGAGCCAGGAUGCCGCCAGGCCUCACUCACAGGCUGGGUGCUGGUGGCAUACUCGUGCUCGCUCCAGGGCCAGCCCAGCCAUGCCGGGCCGCCCUACCCUGCCCCUCUGGGACGUCAUUCAUGAGCCCCCGGGGUCCAGACCUUCUGCACCCCGUCCAGCUCCUGGUGAUGAUUCUCACUCGCUGUCUCGGCCCCGCCGGGCACACGUCCAGCCACCCGUCCAGCUGCUCCGCUCUCUCUACGAGGGCCACUGUUUCCUGGGAGGAGGGGGAUGAGCUCCCACCAGCGCCUCAUUCCUCCCCCUCCUGGAGAGGACAGAGUGGACCGGCGCGCGGGGGACAGAAACCGGUUCUUUCGCCCUGAGAUGGGAGCUCUUGCAGAAAAGGAAACUGAUGCCCGCUUUGGGCAACUCCCUGUUACCCACCAGUAGCUCCUCCAGGACCACCGCAGAAUGGCGAGCAGGACAGAAGGCUCUGGCCUUCGCGUGACCGAGGGGAGCUGGGAGGGUCUGGGAACGCAGGCAGCGGGGGCGCCUGUCCUCUAACCCCUGUGUCCGACGCAGACGGCUCCCCGUCUGGCUCCCCACUUGGCACUGUUCGAGGUCUUGGUCUUUGAGACCCAUCGCUGUACACGCGCAUUUUCCUUCUAUUACCAUUUUGCUUAUCGUUUUAAUUAAAACAGCCUCUGAACUUCGUCAAAUAUCUCGUGUCUAUUUACAAAGCUUCGCAGAUUUUCUCCUUUAAUUUCCUGGUGUAAUGAACUGCAUCGAUCGAUUUGCUGAUGAUGGACCAACUCCGCACUCUUGGACUCAGUCCUGCUUGGCGACGGUGCAUUUCCUAGCAUGUUCAUAGGUUAAAUUUGCUAAUUUUAAUACAGAAUUGUUUGCAUCUGUGUUCAUAAGUUAGAUCGGUCCACCGUUUUCUCCUUCUGUGUACAUUAUGUCAAGCUUUAGAAUUAAACUUAUGCUAGCUCUGAAGUGGGUAGCUUUCCCUGUUUUUCUGUGGUAUUAAAUGCCCGUCAAGAGGGAAGGACUGAACAGAAUUAACAGACACAAACUGCUAUACCUAAAACAGAUAAGCAACAAGGAUUUAUUGCAUAGCACAAGGAAUUAUAGCCAGUAUCUUGUAAUAACCUAUGCUGAAAUGUAAUCUGCAAAAAACCCCCACCGGAUCACUGUGCUGUACACCUGAACCUAAUGCAGUGUUGUAAAUCAGCUGUACGUGAACAAAACGGGGAAUUCCCGAAUAACGUGCGCCCGAGUUUAAGUCUCAGUGUCCAUCCACCAAGACCGAGCCGGCUGAACAGACUGCUGCCCACACCAGGAGUACUGCGCACACGCUAAGAGACUUGGUUACGCAGCGGUCUGCCGACCUGGAGCGAUGCCCAGCA
Molecule: messenger RNA, 3420 nt
Organism: Vicugna pacos (alpaca)
Lineage: Eukaryota; Metazoa; Chordata; Mammalia; Artiodactyla; Camelidae
Source: RefSeq, a predicted model, not a curated record